AUGCUCGGGAACCAUUCGACAAUGGCGCACGACGAUGGCCUAAUUGAGAGCAACGAACAAGAGCAGCGCCGUGAGGACAGGGCCAUGCCGGGCUUAUCCACGAUUGAAAGAUUCCUCGCGCGAUUUGGGGGCGUUUUCCACGAUAUCGAGAGAAGCCAGCCCAUCGAAGAUUUCGUUACGCGCAUGGAUACGAAUAAAGUCAUCGUCGCGAUGAGGAUCGAGGAUACGGGGAAGUUUGUGAAUGCGCUAGCUGAGGAGCUGAACCCCACAAAGAUCCAAUGGGACUAUGAGAAAGUGGUCAUGACCCUCGCUGGUUACAAGAAUUCGGGCAACAAAAUGGUUACCAAAGGCGGUGUGUACGCUGGAGACCUCAUUCGGGCUUUUCACCAGCUUCGAGACGUUGCUGACAUGAGGGAGCCCGCUGACCGCAUGCAGAGAUUUCUAUCGGUCAUACCUCCAUAUACCCUUGACGAUGUGAGACUAAAGCUGUGGCUUAAGGCGAAGUUGACCCCGGAACAGGCUUUCGAGAUACUGCCGUCCGGCUAUCGCUUUGAUCUCAAGUCAAUAAAUAAGAAGCACGGUGAGUUGUCGACGCAGAUCGCAUAUUUUCGUGCUGUCGAUCCACUAGAGCAAUACAUCGAACGAUACCGCGUAGAGGUGCAACAGGACUACAGCAAGGAUGCCGAAGAUAGUCUGCUGAAACUCUACACUGAUCAGCUUAGCAACCUCCCGUUCAAAUGGGACACGAAGACGGAUCCGACCCUCUAA
This is a messenger RNA of Hyaloperonospora brassicae, 768 nucleotides long. The record is from the annotation of a GenBank genome assembly. NCBI's taxonomy places the organism in Eukaryota, Oomycota, Peronosporomycetes, Peronosporales, Peronosporaceae.